Messenger RNA from Solanum lycopersicum (tomato), 3378 nucleotides. Its product is annotated as LRR receptor-like serine/threonine-protein kinase RPK2-like. The record is from RefSeq and is marked validated. Lineage: Eukaryota; Viridiplantae; Streptophyta; Magnoliopsida; Solanales; Solanaceae. Gene Ontology annotation, molecular function: protein binding; protein kinase activity; ATP binding. Gene Ontology annotation, biological process: protein phosphorylation.
AUGGGUCGUUGUUGUUUUGUCAUCAAAUGGUACUAUCAUGACAUACCCUUGAAAGUUUUUCUCAUCCUUUGUGUUUUCUUCUUAGUUCAUGGCUAUGCACUUUCCUCGGAUUCGGAUAAAUCAGCGCUCUUGGAGUUAAAGGCCUCAUUUUCAGAUUCCUCUGGAGUGAUUUCUAGCUGGAGCUCCAGAAAUAAUGAUCACUGUUCAUGGUUUGGUGUCUCCUGUGAUUCCGAUUCACGUGUUGUGGCUUUGAACAUCACUGGAGGUAAUUUGGGUUCUUUAUCUUGUGCUAAAAUUGCUCAAUUUCCUUUGUAUGGCUUUGGAAUUACAAGGGUUUGUGCUAAUAAUAGUGUCAAGCUUGUUGGUAAAGUACCUCUCGCAAUAUCAAAAUUAACUGAACUAAGGGUUUUAUCCUUGCCUUUUAAUGAAUUGCGUGGUGAUAUUCCAUUGGGAAUUUGGGAUAUGGACAAACUUGAAGUUUUGGAUCUGCAAGGGAAUUUAAUUACUGGGUCUUUGCCAUUGGAGUUUAAGGGGUUGAGGAAAUUGAGGGUUUUAAACUUGGGUUUUAAUCAGAUUGUGGGUGCCAUACCGAAUUCCUUGUCAAAUUGCCUUGCUCUACAAAUCUUUAAUCUUGCUGGAAAUAGGGUAAAUGGGACCAUUCCAGCAUUCAUUGGUGGAUUUGAAGAUCUGAGGGGAAUCUACCUGUCUUUUAAUGAGCUUAGCGGGUCUAUUCCUGGUGAAAUUGGGCGUUCUUGUGAGAAACUUCAAAGUCUAGAGAUGGCAGGUAAUAUCUUAGGUGGUGUUAUUCCAAAAAGUUUAGGGAACUGCACACGGUUGCAGUCACUUGUCUUAUAUUCAAAUUUGUUGGAAGAGGCUAUUCCAGCUGAAUUUGGUCAACUAACUGAGCUCGAGAUUCUUGAUUUGUCUAGGAACAGCCUAAGUGGUCGACUACCAUCUGAGCUGGGAAACUGCUCGAAACUAUCCAUUCUUGUACUGUCAAGUUUGUGGGAUCCCCUUCCAAAUGUGUCUGAUUCAGCUCAUACUACUGAUGAGUUUAACUUUUUUGAAGGCACAAUCCCAUCAGAGAUCACCAGGCUUCCUAGUUUGAGAAUGAUAUGGGCUCCCAGGUCAACUCUUUCAGGAAAAUUUCCUGGCAGUUGGGGUGCUUGUGACAAUUUGGAGAUCGUGAACUUGGCUCAAAAUUAUUAUACUGGAGUGAUUUCUGAGGAAUUGGGUAGCUGCCAGAAGUUGCAUUUUCUUGACUUGAGCUCAAAUAGGCUGACUGGACAGCUUGUUGAGAAACUGCCAGUUCCUUGCAUGUUUGUGUUCGAUGUGAGUGGGAAUUAUCUCUCUGGUUCAAUUCCCAGGUUUUCCAAUUACAGUUGUGCUCAUGUUGUUUCCAGCGGUGGAGAUCCAUUUGGGCCCUAUGAUACAUCAUCUGCAUAUCUAGCACAUUUCACCAGUAGAAGUGUUCUAGACACUACAUUAUUUGCAGGUGAUGGUAACCAUGCAGUAUUUCAUAAUUUCGGUGUUAACAACUUCACGGGAAAUUUACCGCCUUCCAUGCUAAUUGCACCUGAAAUGUUAGGCAAACAAAUUGUAUACGCAUUUCUUGCUGGUAGUAACAGGUUUACUGGACCUUUUGCUGGUAACUUGUUCGAGAAAUGUCAUGAAUUGAAUGGAAUGAUUGUUAAUGUAAGCAAUAAUGCGUUGUCAGGUCAAAUCCCAGAGGAUAUUGGUGCAAUUUGUGGGUCUCUUAGGCUGUUGGAUGGAUCCAAAAAUCAGAUUGUUGGGACAGUCCCUCCGAGUUUAGGGAGUCUGGUUUCAUUAGUUGCUCUCAAUUUAAGUUGGAACCACCUGCGAGGUCAGAUUCCUAGCAGACUUGGCCAGAUAAAGGAUCUCAGUUACCUCUCUUUGGCUGGCAAUAAUCUGGUUGGCCCAAUCCCCUCAAGUUUUGGCCAAUUGCACUCUUUAGAAACGCUUGAACUUUCUUCGAAUUCUUUGUCUGGUGAAAUUCCAAAUAAUCUGGUAAAUUUGAGGAAUUUGACUUCCCUUCUUCUGAACAACAACAAUUUAUCAGGGAAAAUACCUUCAGGCUUGGCCAAUGUGACCACACUGGCAGCAUUUAACGUUUCUUUCAAUAAUCUGUCUGGGCCACUGCCUCUUAACAAAGAUUUGAUGAAGUGUAAUAGUGUUCAGGGAAACCCCUUUCUGCAAUCGUGCCAUGUAUUUUCUCUAUCAACACCUUCUACAGAUCAGCAGGGAAGAAUAGGGGACUCACAAGAUUCUGCUGCGUCUCCUUCAGGUUCAACCCAGAAAGGAGGGAGCAGCGGUUUCAACUCCAUAGAGAUUGCAUCCAUAACAUCUGCGGCAGCUAUUGUGUCAGUUCUUCUUGCUCUGAUAGUCCUGUUCUUUUACACCAGAAAAUGGAAUCCAAGAUCUAGAGUUGCUGGAUCUACCAGGAAAGAAGUCACAGUGUUUACAGAAGUUCCGGUUCCUUUAACAUUUGAAAAUGUAGUGCGGGCCACAGGGAGCUUCAAUGCUAGCAAUUGCAUAGGCAGUGGAGGUUUUGGAGCAACAUACAAAGCGGAGAUUGCACCAGGGUUCCUAGUGGCAGUAAAGCGACUUGCUGUAGGACGUUUUCAGGGGAUUCAACAGUUUGAUGCAGAAAUCAGAACUCUGGGGAGGCUUCGACAUCCAAACCUCGUAACUCUGAUAGGAUAUCAUAAUAGUGAAACAGAAAUGUUUCUGAUCUAUAACUAUUUGCCAGGUGGUAAUUUGGAAAAGUUUAUUCAGGAGAGGUCUACAAGGGCUGUGGACUGGAGGGUUCUUCACAAGAUUGCUUUGGAUGUAGCCCGUGCACUUGCUUACCUGCAUGAUCAGUGUGUACCACGUGUGCUUCAUCGUGAUGUGAAGCCGAGCAACAUUUUAUUGGAUGAGGAGUAUAAUGCAUAUUUAUCUGAUUUUGGUUUGGCUAGAUUACUGGGAACUUCAGAGACCCAUGCAACUACUGGUGUGGCGGGAACUUUUGGAUAUGUUGCUCCUGAAUAUGCCAUGACUUGCCGCGUCUCGGACAAGGCUGAUGUCUACAGUUAUGGGGUUGUGUUGCUUGAGUUAAUAUCAGAUAAGAAAGCACUUGAUCCGUCUUUCUCUUCUUAUGGAAAUGGAUUCAAUAUUGUUGCUUGGGCAUGCAUGCUUUUACGGCAGGGCCGUGCUAAGGAGUUCUUUACGGCUGGUCUAUGGGAUUCAGGUCCACAUGAUGAUUUGGUUGAGGUCCUACACUUGGCUGUGGUCUGCACGGUUGACUCUCUUUCUACUAGACCUACAAUGAAGCAAGUAGUAAGACGGUUGAAGCAACUUCAACCCCCGUCGUGUUAG